UACAACUGCUGCGUUCUCGGAUAAGGAGCUGGUGGUCCAAGUUAAGGUGGUUCACAGUUCACAGUUGACACACACUUUAUAAAUAACUAUUAUGUUAUGUAUGGUUUAUCAUAUCUAUAUAUCAAUUCUUACUUGAGAGCACUGAAGAAUAACAGCAACAGAGUUCUAAUUGCUUAAGUGUUGAGAAAAUCAACAUAUUUUACGAGUAACUCGAAGAUCAUUUUUGCCGAAAACCAACUCCACAGAUAUAAAUAAUGAGUAAGAAAGGAGGAGAGAGUGUGACAAUAGUCCCUCUGAGGCCACUGGAUGACUUUUUAUUAGACUCUGCAAGGUUUCAAAUCCCAAACUUCCAAGAUUUAGAGAAAUGGGGCAAUAGAGUGACAAGUAACUUACUCUAUUACCAAAGCAAUUAUUGCUUGCUUGCAAUUAGUAUUUUUGUUUUAAUCGGAGUUAUUCACCCUAUAAAGAUGAUUGUUGGCUGCCUAACUACAUUUCUUAUAUUUGCAAUAUUUAUCUAUUUAACAAAUGAAAAGGUUGCAGCAGCUCAUUUCAAACAAAAGCAUCCAAUUAUUUCUUUGGCUAUAAUUUUUGGAUCUCUGUACUUAAUUGCACAUAUGUUGCAAAGUGUUCUCGUUUUCUUCUUGGGUAUUUUGCUUCCAUUUUCAGUGAUUUUCGUCCAUGCUUCUUUAAGGCUGAGAAACUUUCGCAAUAAAAUUGUGAACAAAGUGGAGGUCCUUGGUUUACGAAGGACACCGAUGGGCAUAUUUCUUCAAGAAAUGGGUUUAGACAGUGAAGCGUUUUGAGCUCUUCAUGGAGCUUUUGUUUGCAUUUUUAAAACUGUAUGGAAGCUCAAAACGUGGGAAAUAAUAUAUCCAUAAUUAUAAUUGCUUUAAAAAAGAAUCACUUAAUACAUUACAGUAUAAUUUUUUUUAUAUAGUUUAAUAUAUUUAAUUAAUUAUACUAAUUAUGCAUGUUUACCAAAAUACGUAUAUUUUUUGUUUAUAUAGGAAGAAAUGAAACAAGCAAGUCCGAGAAAAUAUAAUUAUGAACAAACAA
Messenger RNA from Anthonomus grandis grandis, 1056 nucleotides. Its product is annotated as PRA1 family protein 3. The coding region runs from base 255 to 803 and encodes 182 amino acids. NCBI's taxonomy places the organism in Eukaryota, Metazoa, Arthropoda, Insecta, Coleoptera, Curculionidae. Gene Ontology annotation, cellular component: membrane. The record is from RefSeq and is a predicted model, not a curated record. The transcript has 4 exons.